AUGCGUGAAAUCGCCCAUUUGCAAGCCGGCCAAUGCGGCAAUCAAAUAGGAGCAAAGUUUUGGGAAGUGAUCUCCGACGAACACGGUAUAGAUCCGACCGGCACUUACCAUGGCGACUCGGAUCUACAAUUGGAACGCAUAAACGUUUAUUACAACGAAGCAUCCGGAGGGAAAUACGUUCCUAGAGCGAUCCUGGUCGACUUGGAGCCCGGCACGAUGGACGCGGUACGCUCCGGACCGUUCGGUCAGAUAUUUCGACCUGAUAAUUUCGUGUUUGGACAAAGCGGAGCCGGGAACAACUGGGCCAAAGGGCAUUACACCGAAGGCGCAGAGCUCGUUGAUUCCGUUCUCGAUGUUGUCAGAAAGGAAGCCGAAAGUUGCGACUGCCUGCAGGGUUUCCAGUUAACCCAUUCCCUGGGCGGCGGAACCGGGGCUGGAAUGGGAACGUUGCUCAUUUCGAAGAUUCGGGAGGAGUAUCCGGAUAGGAUCAUGAUGACCUUCAGCGUAGUUCCUUCGCCGAAGGUGUCCGACACGGUAGUCGAGCCUUACAACUGCACUUUGUCGGUGCAUCAGUUGGUCGAGAACACGGACGAAUCUUAUUGCAUCGACAACGAAGCUCUGUACGACAUCUGCUUCCGUACUUUGAAGUUGACCACGCCGACUUAUGGCGAUUUGAAUCAUUUGGUAAGUGCCACCCUCAGCGGGGUGACCACUUGUCUGAGAUUUCCCGGACAGUUGAACGCCGAUCUGCGAAAGCUCGCCGUAAACAUGGUGCCCUUUCCUCGAUUGCAUUUCUUCAUCCCUGGUUUUGCACCGCUAACUUCCAGAGGCUCGCAGCAGUACAGAGCUCUCACUGUCCCCGAACUCACCCAGCAAAUGUUCGAUGCUAAGAACAUGAUGGCGGCUUGCGAUCCUCGUCACGGUCGUUAUCUGACCGUGGCGGCCGUAUUUCGGGGCAGGAUGUCGAUGAAGGAAGUUGACGAGCAAAUGCUCAACAUUCAGAAUAAAAACAGCACUUAUUUCGUCGAUUGGAUACCGAGUAACGUUAAAACCGCCGUCUGCGACAUCCCACCUCGCGGACUUAAGAUGUCGGCCACUUUUAUCGGCAACUCGACAGCCAUCCAGGAAUUGUUCAAGAGAGUAUCGGAACAGUUUACCGCGAUGUUCAGGCGGAAAGCGUUUCUUCAUUGGUACACGGGAGAGGGAAUGGACGAGAUGGAGUUCACAGAAGCGGAAUCGAACAUGAACGACUUGGUGUCCGAAUACCAGCAGUACCAAGAAGCAACAGCGGAAGAGGAAGGCGAAUUUGACGAGGAGGAAGAGGGCGAGGGUGAAAACCCUUGA
Molecule: messenger RNA, 1344 nt
Organism: Osmia bicornis bicornis
Lineage: Eukaryota; Metazoa; Arthropoda; Insecta; Hymenoptera; Megachilidae
Product: tubulin beta chain-like
Exons: 5
Coding region: 1-1344 (447 amino acids)
Biological process (GO): microtubule cytoskeleton organization; mitotic cell cycle
Cellular component (GO): cytoplasm; microtubule
Molecular function (GO): structural constituent of cytoskeleton; GTP binding; GTPase activity
Source: RefSeq, a predicted model, not a curated record